CAAGACAGCAACUCUCUUUCCAAAACAAACGCUUAUUACGCGCCUACUCACUUCCCCUGCCACGUUCUUUCCAUUCCUUCAAAAUAUCCCAAUACCGACACGCCAUCUUCUUUACUUCAUUCCUAAGAAUAACACAGCAUUAUAAACUCAAAAUCUCAACACAAAAACAAAACCCAAAAAAAAUGUCAGCUUCUAAACCAAACUCACUCUACCCACAAGUCGAUCAAUCAAACCCAGAAGCCAUUUCUUCAACCCCCUCAUCUUCAUCAUCUCUGUACCCUUCAAUAGACCCCAAGGACCUCCUCGCACAGAAUCUUUUCCCGGAAGGACAAGAAUUACCAGCCUCGUUAAACCAACACCCGUACGAGGAAGUCCUCAUCAAAAUCCCGGGAUCAAUAGUUCACUUAAUCGAGAGAGACCACAGUGUCGAGUUAGCUUCCGGUGAUCUCACCAUUGUUAGUCUUAAACAGGGUGACAACACAGUCGUAGCCGUUUUUGUUCGUGUCGGAGAUGAUGAUGUUCAGUGGCCUUUAGCGAAAGACGAGGCCUCUGUUAAGCUGGAUGAUUCGCAUUAUUUCUUCACUCUUCGCCUCCCGCGAAACGAGGAGGAAGGAGGGGAGGUGGAGCUGUUGAAUUACGGGGUGACGUUCGCGUCGAAAGGGCAGGGGGGUUUGUUGAGGGAGUUUGAUGAGAUUUUGGAAUGUUAUAGCUGUUUUAGUGUGCAGGAAGUUAAGGGGAAGGGGAACUGGGAGUUGAUUGAUGGGAGUGCGGCGAAAGGGGUGUCGCCGGAAGAGUUGAGGAAUGAGGGGGAGAAGAAGGAGUUGGAGGGGAGUUCCGCGGCGUAUUGGACGGUGUUGGCUCCGAAUGUGGAGGAUUAUAGUAGCUCUGUUGCUAGGAUGAUUGCUGCUGGUUCGGGGCAGUUGAUUAAGGGGAUUUUGUGGGGUGGGGAUGUGACUGUGGAUAGAUUAAAGUGGGGUAAUGAGUUUAUGAAGAAGAGGAUGGGGAGGGAAUCGGAUGCGGCGAUUAGUCCUGCAACUAUGAGGAGAGUUAAAAGGGUAAAGAGAUUGACAAGUAUGACGGAGAAAGUGGCAAUUGGAAUUCUUUCUGGGGUUGUGAAAGUCUCUGGAUUCUUUACAAGUUCAAUUGUGAACUCUAAAGUGGGCAAAACGUUUUUUAGCUUAUUGCCAGGAGAAAUUGUUCUUGCUUCUUUGGAUGGAUUCAACAAGGUGUGUGAUGCUGUUGAGGUUGCUGGAAAAAAUGUCAUGUCAACAUCAUCCAUAGUGACAACAGGGCUUGUCUCGCAAAGGUAUGGAGAACAAGCAGCAAAGGUAACAAACGAAGGGCUAGAUGCUGCAGGACACGCCAUCGGUACUGCUUGGGCAGUUUUCAAGAUAAGAAAGGCUCUUAACCCAAAGGGUGCCUUCAAACCCACAACUCUUGCCAAGGCUGCUGCGCAGGCCGAAAUGAAGGCUAAACUCAAAAAGUAAUUUCAGCUGCUUUCUUGGGUUGAUAUAUGUUAUUUCAUUUUCUGUGUACGUGUAGGAAAUUACUUGUGUAAAGGCUUUAUCUCUUUGGUAGUGUAAUUCAAAAGUCAUUGUAUUAGUUCGUUUACCACAUAACCUGUUGUAAGAUUGAGUGAUGGAUGGUUGGUUAGAAUCUGUAUUCUGUUGCAUUUCUUUGUUCUAAAUCUCAAGCGGAUUGCAUUUCAUGCUUGAGCAUUUACAUGUGGCGCGUGUUAGAAACAAUUUAUGCGACUACCUAUUAUGUUGUAUGGAAA
Messenger RNA from Mercurialis annua (annual mercury), 1777 nucleotides. Its product is annotated as protein EARLY-RESPONSIVE TO DEHYDRATION 7, chloroplastic-like. Lineage: Eukaryota; Viridiplantae; Streptophyta; Magnoliopsida; Malpighiales; Euphorbiaceae. Gene Ontology annotation, cellular component: plasma membrane. The record is from RefSeq and is a predicted model, not a curated record. The transcript has 4 exons. Bases 183 to 1487 code for a protein of 434 amino acids.